AUGAGUGAUGAUUCCCGCAUAAAAGAGGCGCAGCAAUGCAUACAGAAGGCCGAGAAGCUCCUGAAGACGUCAAUCUGGCAACUCAAAACCAAGCCGGAAUAUGAUCUGGCUGCCUAUGAAUUUGACCGUGCUGCCAUCUGUUACAAGAACGCUGGGGAUUUGAAUAAAGCCGUGGAGAUGUAUUUGAAAUCAGCUGAGUGUCAUCACAACAACCAUAACAAGUUCCAUGAGGCAAAGUAAGUUGCUGGGUUCAUUAUUUACCUCUCUUUAGAUCAAAAGAGCAAGCCGCCAUGAUGGCCAAGGACGGGAAUUUAAUCGACAAAGCGUCGCAGCUGUUCGAGGAGAGCGCUCUUCUUUAUUUGGAUGCGAAUUCGUGGGAUACAGCUUGUCAAGUCAUCGAGAAAGCCGGGAAAAUCCUUGAAGGAGUGGACUUGGAGAAGGCCUGCGCUUUGUAUGAGAAGGGAAUCAAGAUUGUGAUUGAAGCGGACAGAUCCAAGAGUGUGAUCAGUCUCUCUCAACGGUUGAUCGGGCUCUUAUUGAGGCAAAAGAAGUACUCUCAGGCGUUGAAAGUGUCUCGCGAUCUGGUGGAGACGUUGAAGGAGAUUGAUAAUGGGAAAAUCGGGAUGAUCGGCCUUGGAAUGGUGAUUAUUUCUCUGCUGAAUGGCGAUUCUAUUGCUGCAAGACAAUGCCUGGGAUGGCUUCAAGAGUAAGAUUAUCCAUUUUAUUCAGUUUUCUCGUUAGAGAUGAGAAAUUCGCCCUCGAAAAUCAAGCUGGACAGGCGUUGAUUGUUCGCUACGAAAAGGGAGAUAAUGAGGGAAUCCAAGAAGUCCUCAAAAGUGGUGUGAUCAGGGCCAUGGACAACCAUUAUCUCCGAAUUAUCAAGGAUCUAAGAGCGCCCGAGUCCGAGUUUGGCGAAGACUUUGCGCAAGCCAACGGUGAGGAUGACGAGGAAGAUCUCCGCUGA
Bursaphelenchus xylophilus (pine wood nematode) is the source of this 964-nucleotide messenger RNA. NCBI's taxonomy places the organism in Eukaryota, Metazoa, Nematoda, Chromadorea, Rhabditida, Aphelenchoididae. The record is from the annotation of a GenBank genome assembly.